CACGCAUGUUCGCCGACGAUACUAACAUUACAGUGUCCGGUAAAUCAAUUAAGGAAGCUGAGGUGGCCGUUAAUGUCGAUCUCAAUAAUAUCAGAGAAUGGCUUCUAUCGAACAGGCUCUCUCUUAACCUUGUCAAAACGGAAUAUCUUUUGAUUGGAUCACGCCACAAUAUUAACACGUUAGAAGAACAACCGCGUGUUUUUAUUGGAGAUGAACCAAUUAAAGGGGUUCAAGUUACAAAAACUCUGGGAGUCAAAAUUGAUCAAUUUUUAACUUGGGACAGUCAUAUUGAACAAAUUUCUAAAAAAAUAUCUUCUGGAAUAAGUGCCAUGAAAAAGAUAAAGGAUUUCACUAAUUCUGAUACUUUGAAGUCG
Molecule: messenger RNA, 374 nt
Organism: Paramuricea clavata
Lineage: Eukaryota; Metazoa; Cnidaria; Anthozoa; Malacalcyonacea; Plexauridae
Source: the annotation of a GenBank genome assembly